AGAGCUGAGAGAUUAGAUUUCCUGAUAAUCAGGUUCAGGUGAUGUCUCUUCAGGAUCCAUGCUGUCCUUCCAAACAAGAUUAAUUAGACAAUUAGGAAAGUACUUCAAAGUAUAUGACAGAGAUUUAUAAGAGAACAGCAGAGACGGGGUUUUAUUUCUUUUAAUACAGAAUAAAGUAAGAAAAGGAUUCUAAAAAUUGAUCUAUGUGCUUGGAAACCAAAGAUGUCUUCCACUCAGAAAAGCUAUUCCAGCCUUCUAUCAGUAGAUGACAUCAUGGAAAAUGGGUUUCUGAUGAGUUCUUCCAGCUACUCUCCAAGUAACAGCUGUUUCCUGGAAAUGAACAGCAUCUCCAGAUCUGACAGUACAAGCAACACAGAGAAUGUGAAAGGCAGUUUGGUGGCUCUAAAGACUUCUGAAACUUCUCUGAACAAUGGAAAGUGUGACUUGCAGGUUUCCUGUGAUGGUGUUGGAUUUUUCUGCAAAACUCCAGUCCAGCCAUGUACCUUUGACUUGUCUAACUUGAGCUCUGCAAAUAACAGCACAGCCAGUUCUAUGGCAGAUGCAUUCUGUGACACCAAAUCUUCUACUCCAUGCAAAGAGGAGAAACUCUCUAAACAAGCUGAGAAUGCGUUGUUAAGGAGCUCUGAUAUGAAUGAUCUUUCAGUCUUCAAGAAGCCACUGCCACCACCAGUAUUAGAGAUCUCUGGAAUACAAGCCAAUCUGGACAACACACUUUCUUUAGAAGCAAGCUUGGAAGAACUUGGAUCCCUGGCUGCUGUGAAACCUGAUACACUGUCUUUGGAGGCAUCCCGUACAGCUAUACCUCUGGCUAGUAGUGGUGUAGCUGCUGCAAAGCCUCCUGUUCUUCCUGUAUGAUCCAGAAUCUCAGGAUGGGUUUAGAUCAUAAAGUUACUUAACUUUUUUUCCUUGCAGUAGCCUUGCCUGCUGGCAUGAACCAAAAAUACAAAUGAGAAACUGGUGACAAAGCACUGAAUUAUGUUGAUGGAGCUGGGUUUCAGCUUUUCUGAAAAGACUGGCACUUUAGGAACCCCACCAUUCCUUUGUGUUGAUAGUGACUCCAUUUACAGCUUGCUGUAGAUCUUAUUGUACCCACUACUUUGGGGUUGGAAAAAUAUGUUGUUAAUCUGUGUUAGGCUCUAUUUAUACCUUGAUAUGCUCUCAUAAUGCAAAUAAAUUUAACUCUCUUGGAUAGAA
Heteronotia binoei (common prickly gecko) is the source of this 1215-nucleotide messenger RNA. RefSeq lists its product as uncharacterized. Lineage: Eukaryota; Metazoa; Chordata; Lepidosauria; Squamata; Gekkonidae. The coding region runs from base 223 to 876 and encodes 217 amino acids. The record is from RefSeq and is a predicted model, not a curated record. The transcript is spliced from 2 exons.